UCUAAAACCGCUCUCAUUGCGAUUUUAACCUAAACAGUAAAAACAACAACAUGAUUAAUCUCAAAGUGUUGUUCUAUGUAACAAUUUUCGCCAUUUUCUGCUCUUGUUUGAAAUGUGUUGAUUGUGCGCCAGCCGUUCGAAGUGACGCAAUUAUAACAAAGUGGCCAGAAAACGAAAACUCUCCAGACGAAGACCCCGGAUGGAUGCGAAGACAACUGAUGCGAUUCGGGGAAGUCGCCAGCCAAGUCGGCAACUCGAUGGGGGCCCACGCCGCUAAAAUAAGCUCAGCUAUCGAUAAAGUCUGCGAGAUUGUCAAGACAAUCAUUCCUCUCGUAGCAGCGGUGUGCCACGUCGGAGAAUUUAAAUUUUGUACCGCCACAACCCAGGCUGGAAAAUAAAAUGUAUGAAAAACAACCACAAAGGGUUUGAAAUAAAAUAUUUCUUUAUUAAGUA
Molecule: messenger RNA, 453 nt
Organism: Zophobas morio
Lineage: Eukaryota; Metazoa; Arthropoda; Insecta; Coleoptera; Tenebrionidae
Exons: 2
Coding region: 51-398 (115 amino acids)
Source: RefSeq, a predicted model, not a curated record